This is a messenger RNA of Eucalyptus grandis, 1459 nucleotides long. Its product is annotated as LAG1 longevity assurance homolog 2. Gene Ontology annotation, cellular component: membrane; endoplasmic reticulum. The transcript has 6 exons. NCBI's taxonomy places the organism in Eukaryota, Viridiplantae, Streptophyta, Magnoliopsida, Myrtales, Myrtaceae. Gene Ontology annotation, molecular function: sphingosine N-acyltransferase activity. The record is from RefSeq and is a predicted model, not a curated record. Gene Ontology annotation, biological process: ceramide biosynthetic process. The coding region runs from base 356 to 1177 and encodes 273 amino acids.
UAGUCGGGUAGGCGUCCUUUUGCGCGUGUUCUUGUUCUCGAUCGCCGUUUGCAUAUGUGGGGACCGGCGUGGGAAAAUGUCGUGCUGGGUAUUGCUAAAGAUCGCGCGUUUAGAUUUGUGAAGCUGGGAGAUGGGUUUUUCCGUACGAUUCGUGAGGCCGAUUUCGCGUGUCCUGCCUGAGCAUGUGAUCCGAGCUAUACUUAGAUUGAGGGGGAAGGUCAGAUGAAGAGAUGGGAUUUCCAGGAAUUUAGAGAUUAAUGGUUGUGGAGAUGGCAUUGUUGUGUGACGGCUUGCCUGAGCCGACGAAGCAUUGAAGCUUACACAGCAGCAUUGCUUUGGCAGACCUGUUGAGGAGAUGAUGGUUAUACAUCUGCGAUCCGGAAAUGGCUCGACGCUCGCGGUGCUGAUACUAGGGAAAUUUAUUCAUAGGCUUGCGAUCUCGUUGCUUUGUCUUGGAUCUGGGCAGUUGAAAAUCAAUGAGGCGGUCCAGGCGAAAAUUGUAAAAAGUUCAGAAUCUAUGUGGAAGUUGACAUACCACGCCACUGUUGAAUCUUGCGUUCUCAAGAUCACUUAUCACGAGCCAUGGUUCUGGGACACAUCAGAGUAUUUUGAAGGCUGGCCUAACCAGGAGUUGAAGCUUCCUCUAAAGCUUAUCUACGUAUGCCAAUGCGGAUUCUACCUUUACAGUAUUGCUGCUCUUGUUACCUGGGAAACUCGAAGGAAGGACUUUCCUGUCAUGAUGUCCCAUCAUGUAAUCGCGGUCUUCUUGAUUGGCUACUCAUACUUGACUAGUUUCUUUCGAGUUGGCGCGAUUGUCCUGGCACUUCAUGGUGCGAGCGAUGUGUUCUUAGCAGCUACCAAAGUUUUCAAGUACUCUGAACAUGAGCUUGGAGCGAGCGUUUUCUUCGGAUUAUUCGCCCUUUCAUGGCUCGUGCUACGUCUAAUAUACUUCCCAUUCUGGGUCAUCAGAACAACGGGCACCACUCUUUGUGAUUACUUGCCAAUGGGGGAAGCUUAUGCCACACUGCUUUAUUACAUAUUCAACUCAAUGUUGCUGAUGCUGCUCAUCUUCCACAUUUAUUGGUGGGUCCUAAUAUGCUCUAUGAUCAGAAGGCAGCUAAAGAACCGAGGAAAAGUGGGCGAAGAUAUACGAUCCGAUUCGGAGGAUGAUGAUUAGAUUGCAGAUUGUGUCAAGCCAAUUCAGUUCGACAAGCUUAUUUGUAGAUGCAGAGGUUGAGAAUGUACCGUCGGUUAGGAACUCAUUUUGAAGUGCAUACACAGUCCAACUAAGGACACUUUUCAUGAGUUCUUGUGUAUAAAAUGAAAAACAGGCAUUGUGUAAGUUUCCCCCUUGGCUCCAUGGAUAAAACUUCAGUUUAUUUCUUUUUGGAACUAACAGCAUAUAAUGCCAUGAUCGGCAUACCAUUACGAAAGAAAAUAAUCAUUGUUGAAGUGGCUA